AUGACUAGAGAAACAGUCCAAGCUAUUCCGGCAAGCGAGGAGUACUACGACCUUGGCUCCUACGGUCAUGUUAUCAGCACCACCAGCCCCGACACCCAGACCUGGUUCAACCGGGGUCUGACAUGGGUCUACGCCUUCAACCACGUAGAGGGGGCCUACUGCUUCGAACAAGCCAUUGCAAAUGAUCCGACAUGUCCGAUGGCAUACUGGGGGCUCGCCUAUGCCGUAGGUCCGAACUACAAUAAGCCCUGGGAGAAGUUCGACAAGAGAGACCUACAUGCAUGCGUACAACGAGGCUUUGAUGCCGCACAGAAGGCCAAGGAACAUGCCGGGAAUGCAACACCCCUGGAACAGGCUCUCAUCGAAGCAAUCCAAUCACGUUUCGUCGCCAACACCCCGCCUAACGAUUACCCGACCAUCAACAAGGGCUACGCCGCCGCCAUGAAGCUCGUUUACGACGCUUUCGGAGAUGACAUCGACGUGGCCACGCUCUACGCCGACGCCUUGAUGAACAUGACUCCUUGGGCUCUGUGGGAUCUCUUCACCGGGAAGCCGAAUCCUAGCGCACCUACGAUGGAAGUGAAAGCUGUUCUAGACCGAGCGCUUACUUUUGAGAAUGCAAACCUCCAUCCCGGCCUGCUUCACCUCUAUAUCCACUAUAUCGAGAUGUCACCCACCCCAGAACUAGGUAUAAAUGUGGCUGAUAACCUCCGCAACCUUGUCCCGGAUGCCGGUCAUAUCCACCACAUGCCUACCCAUCUUGAUAUCCUUAUUGGAGACUGGAGGCGUUCCAUUGCCUCAAAUUACAACUCGACCCUUGCAGACGAUAAAUACUUCCGCAAGGAAGGAGCUGCUAACUUCUACACCUUCUACCGUAUGCAUGACUACCACUCCUUGAUCUACGCAGCUAUGUUUGCCGGAAAAUCUCAAAUGGCACUCGACGCAGUCACACGCAUGGAAGCCACCGUUCCCGAGGAGGUCCUCCGGAUCCAGUCCCCGCCUAUGGCUGACUGGCUCGAGCAAUUCCUAACUAGUCGGCUGCAUGUAAUGGUGCGCUUUGGCAUGUGGGAGGAGCUAAAACAUAAAGAGCUACCCGCUGAUCAAACUCUCUACUCUGGUACCACUGCCAUGACGCACUACGCGCGAGGAGUCGCCUUCGCAGCCACCGGGGACGUCCCCACAGCUAGGAAAGAACAGGAACGGUUCCAUCAGGCAUGGAAGCGGGUUCCAGAAACCCGUCUCGCCUAUAACGGGAAGCUUGUCGACGUGCUCCAGGUGGCUGCGGCCAUGUUGGAGGGGGAGAUCGAGUAUCGGUGCGCGAACUACGAUCAGGCCUUCGCUUCGCUGCGUCGUGCUAUUGACAUCGAGGAUAAGUUGCCCUACAGUGAGCCGUGGUCGUGGAUGCAGCCGUCUCGUCAUGCGUACGCGGCUCUUCUGAUGGAACAGGGCCAUUUGGAGGAAGCGGCGCAGACGUAUCGUGCGGAUCUGGGGCUGGACAACACGCUUGUGCGUCAGUGCCGCCAUCCUAACAACGUCUGGUCGCUGCAGGGGUAUCAUGAAUGCUUAGUGCGGCUGGGAAAGAUUGAUGAAGCGGCUAUGAUUGAGCAGUCGGUUAAGUUGGCUCUUGCGGUGGCGGAUAUCCCCAUCAAGGCGUCAUGUUUCUGCAGACUGGAUACUUCGCAGGCGCCGCAGGUUCUUGAAGGAUGUUGUUCUAAGGAGUAA
Aspergillus niger is the source of this 1722-nucleotide messenger RNA. RefSeq lists its product as uncharacterized. The coding region runs from base 1 to 1722 and encodes 573 amino acids. Gene Ontology annotation, molecular function: protein binding. Gene Ontology annotation, cellular component: intracellular anatomical structure. The record is from RefSeq and is a predicted model, not a curated record. Lineage: Eukaryota; Fungi; Ascomycota; Eurotiomycetes; Eurotiales; Aspergillaceae. The transcript has a single exon.